AUCUCGAUUCUCGAGUCUGGAUGCAGUUUCAUAUCCUUGUCAAUAUGAUUAAUAUAAAUUAACAUUACAUAUUAUAGACGUUGACAGACAACGUUGAUUAGUAAUAGUAGUAGUAUCAGUGUGAUCCAACCCUCAAAACUAGUGUUAAUUGUAAUCACUGAUAAACGUAACAGCAAAGAAAAAAGAAGAAAAAAGAAAAAAAAAUAAAGAGUUGUUGAAUUUGCCAACCAAGCUGGAUUCACCAAAACCAUGAAUCCUUCUGUGAAUCUACAGCUACUCAGACUGCUUGGGCUUUUGGUUUUGGGCUUGUUGGGACAACUGGCGGCUGUUAACGGCGGAGGUGGUGACAGUGACUCAAACUCCGACACAGGAGCAAUAUCUGCCACCCUCUCACAGAUUCUUCCACCUAAUGGCGAAAGCUUCUUUGGAAAGCCUGCUGGAAGAGCUUGUGAUGGUCGUCUUGUCAUAGAUUUUAUUGCUGAGGCAUUGAGGUUACCUUACCUUAGUCCUUACAUGGAUUCACUUGGGACUAAUUUCAGACAUGGUGCCAACUUUGCUACUGGAGGUUCGUCUAUUCGGAAAGGAGGGUAUAGCCCAUUUCAUCUUGGGGUUCAAAUAGCACAAUUCAUGCGUUUCAAGUCUCUUUCCAAUCGACUCAUUUCCAAUAGUAGUAGUGGUGUCUCAAAAGGCAGGCUUCCAAGAGCAGAGGACUUCUCAAAGGCUCUAUAUACUUUAGACAUAGGACAGAAUGAUUUGGCCAUUGGCUUACAAUACUCUAGUGAAGAACAAGUCAAAGCUUUCAUUCCUGAUAUACUUGGCCAAUUAUCUCAAGCAAUACAUCAACUAUACGAGGAAGGAGCCAGAUUCUUUUGGGUACAUAACACAGGACCUAUUGGUUGUUUACCAUACAGUGUUAUAUAUUACAAAUCAAAGACAGGUAAUCUGGACAAAAAUGGAUGUGUGAAACCUCAAAAUGAAGUGGCUCAGGAGUUCAAUAGGCAGCUUAAGGACAUGGUUUUAAAACUCAGAAGACAAUUCCCUCUUGCUGUGUUUAUCUAUGUCGAUGUCUACUCUGCUAAAUAUGCGAUAAUUAGUCAAGCAAAGGACCUUGGUUUUGUUGGUCCAAUGGAGUUCUGCUGUGGCAGCUACUAUGGCUACCAUAUAGAUUGUGGGAAGAAAGCUAUGGUGAACGGAACACUUUAUGGUAAUCCUUGUAAGAAUCCGUUAAGGCAUAUUAGUUGGGAUGGCAUACACUAUUCUCAGGCUGCAAAUAUUCAGAUUGCUAAAAAAAUUCUUAAGGGUAAGCUUUCUGAUCCACUGGUUCCGAUUGGGGAAGCUUGUCAUUAUCCCAAGAGUAAGGCUAGUGGUUCACCAUAGUUUCUAUGCUUGAAAGCUCUUAGCUAGAGUUAAGAAGAUACUGCUUCUAGCAUUACAAUGUUAGAUAAUGUUAGACAAUAGGGUGUUUGUUUCAUCAGCACCUAAGUUGGAAUUACUUCAUCAGAAUAAUAAAGCCUAAGGCAUUUCAAUGGGAAGAAAAUAGUCUCUUGUUGUAUUCUUCUUCAGAGUUCACUCUUUUUCUCAUUUGGUUUGAUAACAAAAGCUAAUAUAAUGGUCGACUUGGUUAAAACCAGCUAUUUAUUAUACAUAACAAAUUUGGAAUUUCACUUCCCAUUAUGGAAUGUUUUUGGCUCUGAUAGUUUCUUGUAGCGCUUUACAUUCGAUUCAAUCUAACAUUUUUUUCCUAAUUCAAUCUUUAAGCCCCAAGUUUGUUU
Cannabis sativa is the source of this 1772-nucleotide messenger RNA. RefSeq names its product GDSL esterase/lipase At5g14450. NCBI's taxonomy places the organism in Eukaryota, Viridiplantae, Streptophyta, Magnoliopsida, Rosales, Cannabaceae. The record is from RefSeq and is a predicted model, not a curated record. Gene Ontology annotation, molecular function: hydrolase activity, acting on ester bonds. The transcript has 6 exons. The coding region runs from base 250 to 1377 and encodes 375 amino acids.